CAGAGAAUUUACGAUUCCCACGACGGAGAAGAAGAGCCACAAGCAUAGGCAAUCGCGCGAGCGAAGCGAGAGGAUCUCUGCUUCUACGACGGAAAGAGAGAGAGAAGAAAAAAACUGAGGGAGAAGGUCGUACAGUAUCGAUCUAUGCAACCGAUACCCAACACCUCGAUCCUAUGAGCUGGUUUGACAAGCUGCGUUGUUCUUCCAACCUGAGCCGCUUCAUUGCGGGCCUUCUCAUCUUCAUGCUCUAUCAUUCUUUCCGAUUAGUUUCCAAUUUCUUUAUUCCUAUACACCCUUCACAUAAAUCAUCAUAAUCAGUCACUUUCUCAUCGUUCCUUGCAAUUUCAAAUUCCAAUUGUUUUUCGUUUGUUCCUUUAUCGCACGUGACAAUUACGUUUCUCAAUGGAAUCCAAGGAACGGGUCUCCCACAAUCUGCUAGACGGCUCAUUUGCCUCCCAUAUCCAGAGGCAACAUGGUUCAACACCUUCAGUUAUAGUGAUUGGUGGUGGUAUAUCGGGGGUUGCUGCAGCACGUAUCCUAUCUGAUGCAUCAGUUAAGGUGAUCUUGCUUGAAUCAAGGGAUAGACUUGGUGGUCGUAUUCAUACUGACUACUCAUUUGGUUGUCCAGUAGAUAUGGGAGCAUCAUGGCUACAUGGUGUUUGCAAUGAGAAUCCCUUAGCUCCACUGAUAUGUGGUCUAGGGCUUACAUUAUACCGUACAAGUGGUGAUGACUCCGUGUUGUAUGACCAUGAUUUGGAAAGCUACACACUCUAUGACGUGGAGGGCCACCAAGUUCCUCAACAGAUGGUCAUUGAAGUUGGGGAAACAUUUAAGAGAAUUCUAAAAGAGACAGGGAAAGUAAGAGAUGAACAUACCAAUGACAUGUCUGUUCUUCAAGCAAUUUCAAUUGUGUUGGAUAGGCUUCCAGAACUACGACAAGAAGGACUUGCCCAUGAAGUGUUGCAAUGGUACAUAUGUAGAAUGGAAGCUUGGUUUGCGGCAGAUGCUGACAUGAUAUCAUUGAAAAGCUGGGAUCAGGAGCAUGUUCUUUCUGGUGGUCAUGGGCUUAUGGUGCAAGGUUAUGACCCUCUAAUAAAGGCUCUUGCGAAAGAUAUUGAUAUACGUUUGAAUCACCGGGUUACAAAGAUAUCCAACGUGUUUAAUAAGGUGAUGGCCACGGUUGAGGAUGGAAGGAACUUUCUUGCAGAUGCUGCUAUCUUAACAGUACCCCUUGGAGUUCUCAAAGCCAAAUUAAUUGAGUUCGAGCCAGAGUUGCCUGACUGGAAAGUUUCUGCAAUUUCAGAUCUUGGUGUGGGAAAUGAAAAUAAGAUUGCUCUGCUAUUUGAUACAGUGUUUUGGCCUAACGUGGAACUUUUGGGCAUUGUUGCGCCCAGCUGUUAUGCCUGUGGUUAUUUUCUCAAUCUUAACAAGGCAACAGGCCAUCCAGUCCUCGUCUACAUGGCUGCUGGAAGGUUUGCAUAUGACCUUGAAAAGCUGUCUGAUGAGUCUGCUGCAAAUUUUGCGAUGUCACAACUCAAGAAAAUGUUUCCUAAUGCAACUGAGCCAAUUCAGUAUCUUGUAUCUCGUUGGGGAACAGACAUGAACUCUCUUGGUUGUUAUUCAUACGACUUGGUGGGAAAGCCUGAAGAUGUAUACCAGAGGCUUCGAGCACCCUUGGGUAAUCUUUUCUUUGCAGGGGAAGCAGUUAGUGUCGAAAACCAGGGAUCUGUACAUGGAGCUUACUCAGCUGGAGUUGUUGCUGCUGAAAACUGUCAAAGGCAUCUCUUAAACAAACUUGGUAACAUGGAGAACCUCCAAUUAAUCUCUAUUAGGAGUGGAAUUCUCGAAGAUGCAAUUCCCCUCCAGAUCUCAAGGAUGUGAAGAAUCUGCUGUCUGCAGAUUAAAGAAAUUAAAAAAAAAAAAAAAAAAAUUGUGUUCUUUAAAGCUCUACAUGAAACACGGCUCUUUUGUGGCAGCAAAGGUCGCUGGCACAAGAGGGGGAAGAAGGUGUGUUGGUAAAAGGUUCAUUGAAUAAAUUUUAAUAGAAUUAAUGUAUUCGUGAAUUAAGAUCAUUGUGAAGACGGUGUAUGCAUAGACAGAUUUUGCAUCCCAAAA
Molecule: messenger RNA, 2115 nt
Organism: Juglans microcarpa x Juglans regia
Lineage: Eukaryota; Viridiplantae; Streptophyta; Magnoliopsida; Fagales; Juglandaceae
Product: probable polyamine oxidase 4
Exons: 10
Coding region: 403-1881 (492 amino acids)
Biological process (GO): polyamine catabolic process
Cellular component (GO): peroxisome
Molecular function (GO): polyamine oxidase activity
Source: RefSeq, a predicted model, not a curated record